AUGCAUCUCGAGGUAGUCGAAGUCUUAGCGCUCGCGGGUGAGGGAGCGGCUGGCAGCCACUGGUCCCGCAACACUGCACGGCCUAGAUACUCGCUAGGCACGGACGAGGCCAAGCAGGCCAGCUUCCACCACUCCUUCACCUGCUUCGACGUGGCGGAGAGAGUGGAGGCGGACCAUGAUAUUGUCUUCGCAGGAAGGAGCAACGGAGCAGUUGUGCUUUGGCGGAUGGUUGCCCGCAAUAUGUUUGGCGGGGCGAACAAGAACGACCGCGUGCAGGAGCCCCUCAUCACCGCCUCACCUCAUCGGGGUGCCGUCACCUGCCUAACGCACACCCGUCAAGGAACCUACGGCUCCUUGAUAGGGCCACUGAUGUUCAGCGGAUCAGCUGACCAUACUGUCAAGGUGUGGAAUGCAUGGGCUGGUCCUCCGUUCAAGGAAGCUUGCCUACAGACGAUGGCCGAGCACAGGGGUGGAGUGACGGCCCUAGCGUUUGCUGGAGACACAACGCUAAUCUCUACAGCUCGAGACGGGAGUGUACGACUAUGGCGGCCGCAGCGGGGUCGAAAGCUCUUGCGCUUCCCUUUCUUCUGCUGCGUGAAGUGCUUAUCCGUCUAUCCUACAGCAGUGGGACGAGGCAUGUCUCGAUCAAUCGGGGCAGGGCAACCAGGAGCUUUCGUGCAUGUGUGGCCGACGGCAGCAUGUGUUGCUGGUGGGGAGACGUGGACUUUCUACUGCGGCGACAGCAACGGUACGGUAUCUGUUUUCCAACGAGCUCCGACAUCUGCGGCGAAACGCCUGGCCAACGCAAGAAAAACUUCCGACAUUCUCACCAUGAACCAGUUGGCAGAUGAUGAAGUGACUCUCCACAGAAGGUGGACCCAUCUGCACAGCCUUGCCAUUACGGGGCUUGUUCUUGUGGCAGAACACAACUUUCUUCUCAGCGUGGGGAAUGACGGGGCUUGCCGAGUUCUCGACUAUCUACAGGGAAACACCUUCAUGACGAUUGAGAGCGACGGCCACAGCCUUUUUACGUCCGUGGCGUGGGAUCUAGCUCACGAGCAGCUCGUGCUAGCGGAUGCUUCCGGUGUGGUACAAGUUUGGAACACCUAUACGGAAUCGCUUCUUCUCAAGAAAAAGGUGGCGAAGGCAGUCACGUACAUCGGCCCUCGCAAAGGCCAAUCGCUGAAGGCGCUGAUGGGCUUUCACUCAUCCAAGGCGGACGGCAUGAUGUACGGCAUGUCUCCCUCGGAAGGCUGCUUCUUCCGGUGGAAGCUGGUCAAAGCCGAAAGCAGUGUCUUAAUUGGGCGCCAUGACGACAGUAUACUAGGCCUGGGCUUCCAGGGGGCAUCGGCCUUUCCCAGUCGACGAAACGCCCCCUCUAAUGAUGGCGGGAUUGAUGUCGCUGGGCGGGCUGGGAAUGUGCAAAAGCUUGAAGACAGAAGCGAAAAAAAAAACGUCUACGAGAGCGACGGCAGCUGCACUGCCGUGGUGGGGACGACUUGCAAAGAGCUUGAAGGAACAGGACUAGAAAGCGACGGCGACAAACGACCAACAGACCAACGCGGUAGUCAUGGUAGUAUGGGCGGGGUAGCAGAGAUCCACAACAGCGACACAGAAGCAUCAGAGGAGGACACGAAAGAGGAGGAGGAGGGGGGGCAGGAGGAGGAAGAAGGGAAAGAGGAGGAGGCCGGCUUUGGGUUGGUGGUCCUAUCGGCAAGCAUGAACGGUGUCAUCAGGGCAUGGGAGACGCUCGGAAAGAGCGAGAAGUACUGCAUGCGGCAUUCAGGAGGCGUAGAGGUGACAAGCAUGCUCGUACUACCGGGAGGGUCUGUCUUAGUCACAGGAACGGACGACGGAAGCGUGAGGUUCUGGCAACUAGACACAGGGGCAGGAGAAUCAUUUCAAGCUCACGACAAUACCGUCAGUGCUCUUGCGGCGUAUAGGGAUCAACUGGGAUCAUUGGUGCUUGCCAGUGCGGGCUUUGAAGGCGCGAUCAUCAUUUGGAGAGCGCAUGCGAAGGAUGGCUUGAAGAAAGAUCGAGUGCCCACGGUAGAUUAUUGCGUUCGUGACGCUCAUGGGGCCUUGGACGGAUUGGACGGCGAAAUCCUUUGUUUGGCUUUCGUUGCUUCAGAUGUGCCGGUGUUGGCCAGCGCGGGCAAUGAUCGCGUUGUGCGAUGCUGGCGCCUCCGGGAGCGUACGUGCAUCUUACUGCUGGUGCUAGAGGGCCACGAGGAUUCCAUCGAAGCGCUAGUUUCUGACGGACUUUUCCUUUUCAGUGGAAGCUGUGAUGGGGCCGUUCGAAUAUGGAAUGUUUCCAAUCUUGGGCACGAAGACAACGUCAGUCUUGGAGACAAUAGCAGGCAUCGAGGUGAAAUGGGACGAACGGAAACUAUGAUGGUGGGGGCUUUCAAGGCGCAUCCGAACGGAGUUUCUGGCAUGGCCGUCAUGACCAGCGAGCGAAACAGCCGUGUUGACGUCGUUUACGCAGGACGAGAAUCACAAGAGGCGGGAGGGUUGAUCGCGACUUGUGGAAAGGCAGAGGGGAUCGUUAAAAUAUGGGAUUACACGCAUGUGGAAGAUGACGGUACCUGCGGAAGGUAG
Ectocarpus siliculosus is the source of this 2601-nucleotide messenger RNA. The record is from the annotation of a GenBank genome assembly. Lineage: Eukaryota; Phaeophyceae; Ectocarpales; Ectocarpaceae.